Phyllostomus discolor (pale spear-nosed bat) is the source of this 2987-nucleotide messenger RNA. RefSeq names its product rho-associated protein kinase 1-like. Lineage: Eukaryota; Metazoa; Chordata; Mammalia; Chiroptera; Phyllostomidae. The record is from RefSeq and is a predicted model, not a curated record. The coding region runs from base 37 to 2487 and encodes 816 amino acids. The transcript is spliced from 2 exons.
CUCGAAGUGAAGAUUCUGAGAGGUAGAAAUGUAGCAAUGAAGCAUAAGUUGCUGAACCUACAGAAAGCCACUCAAUGUCUAAAUGUGGCAGCUGGCCUCAUACCAGCUACACCUGCUUCAACUUCCCUGGCUGAAAAUAUCGACCACAAAGCUUCUGAAUAUAAACAUCAACUUCAACAGCAAGACCUCGAAAUGAAGAUUCUGAGUGGCAGAAAUGUAGCAAUGAAGCACAAGUUGCUGAAGCUGCGGAAAGCCACUCAGUGUCUAAAUGCGGCAGCUGGCCUCGUACCAGCAACGUCAUCAGCAUCACUGGGUGAAAACAUUGACCCCAGUGCUUCUGAAUGUAAACAUGAACUCAAACAGAAAAACCUCGAAGUGAAGAUUCUGAGAGAAGGACCUGGAGCAAUGAAGCGUAAGUUGCUCAAGCUACAGAAGGCCACUGAAUCUAUAAACACGGCAGCUGGCCUCAUACCAGCUACAUCACCUUUGUCUUCCCUGGGUGAUAAUAUCAACCACAAUGCUUCUGAAUACGAACAGCAACUCGAACAGCAAAACCUCAAAAUGAAGAUUCUGAGAGAAAGAAAUGUAGCAAUGAAGCAUAAGUUGCUCAAGCUACAGAAAGCCACUGAAUGUGUAAAUGAGGCAGCUGGCCUCCUACCAGUAAUGACAUCAGCAGCACUGGAUGAAAACAUGGACCCCAUUGCUUCUGAAUAUAAACAUGAACUUGAACAGAAAAACCUCGAAGUGAAGAUUCUGAGAGAAAAACAUGGAGCAAUGAAGCGUAAGUUGCUCAAGCUACAGAAGGCCACUGAAUUUAUAAACACGGCAGCUGGCCUCAUACCAGCUAUGCCUGCUUUGAUUUCCCUGAAUAAUAAUAUCGACCACAAUGCCUCUGAAUAUGAACAACAACUUGAACAGCAAAACCUCAAAAUGAAGAUUCUGAGAGGAAGAAAUGUAGCAAUGAAGUAUAAGUUGCUCAAGCUACAGAAAGCCACUGAACGUGUAAAUGCGGCAGCUGGCCUCCUACCAAUAAUGACAUCAGCAGCACUGGAUGAAAACAUGGACCCCAUUGCUUCUGAAUAUAAACAUGAACUUGAACAGAAAAACCUUGAAGUGAAGAUUCUGAGAGGUAGAAAUGUAGCAAUGAAGCAUAAGUUGCUGAACCUACAGAAAGCCACUCAAUGUCUAAAUGUGGCAGCUGGCCUCAUACCAGCUACACCUGCUUCAACUUCCCUGGCUGAAUAUAUUGACCACAAAGCUUCUGAAUAUAAACAUCAACUUCAACAGCAAGACCUUGAAAUGAAGAUUCUGAGUGGCAGAAAUGUAGCAAUGAAGCACAAGUUGCUGAAGCUACAGAAAGCCACUCAGUGUCUAAAUGCAGCAGCUGGCCUCGUACCAGCAAUGUCAUCAGCAUCACUGGGUGAAAACAUGGACCCCAUUGCUUCUGAAUGUAAACAUGAACUCAAACAGAAAAACCUCGAAGUGAAGAUUCUGAGAGAAGGACCUGGAGCAAUGAAGCGUAAGUUGCUCAAGCUACAGAAGGCCACUGAAUCUAUAAACACGGCAGCUGGCCUCAUACCAGCUACAUCACCUUUGUCUUCCCUGGGUGAUAAUAUCAACCACAAUGCUUCUGAAUACGAACAGCAACUCGAACAGCAAAACCUCAAAAUGAAGAUUCUGAGAGAAAGAAAUGUAGCAAUGAAGCAUAAGUUGCUCAAGCUACAGAAAGCCACUGAAUGUGUAAAUGAGGCAGCUGGCCUCCUACCAGUAAUGACAUCAGCAGCACUGGAUGAAAACAUGGACCCCAUUGCUUCUGAAUAUAAACAUGAACUUGAACAGAAAAACCUCGAAGUGAAGAUUCUGAGAGGUAGAAAUGUAGCAAUGAAGCAUAAGUUGCUGAACCUACAGAAAGCCACUCAAUGUCUAAAUGAGGCAGCUGGCCUCAUACCAGCUACACCUGCUUCAACUUCCCUGGCUGAAAAUAUCAACCACAAAACUUCUGAAUAUAAAACUCAACUUAAACAGCAAGACCUCGAAAUGAGGAUUCUGAGUGGCAGAAAUAUAGCAAUGAAGCACAAGUUGCUGAAGCUUCUGAAAGCCACUCAAUGUCUAAAUGUGGCAGCAGGUCUUCUAACAGCAACAUCAUCAACAUCACUGGGUGAAAACAUGGACCCCAAUGUUUCUGAAUAUAAAUAUCAACUAAUAGAGAAAAACCUUGAAAUGAAGGUUCUGAGAGAGAGACAUACUGUGAUGAAGUAUAAGUUGUUCAAGCUACAGAAAGCCACUGAAUCUAAAGACGCAGCAGCUGACCUGGUACCACCUAUGCCUGCUUCAAUUUCUCUGGGUGAUAAUGUUGACCCCAAUGCUUUUGAUCACCAUCAACUUGAACUGAAAAACAUCAGUCAUCAUGCUUCUUCCAUUUAUCAGCAUCUCCCAGAACCUAAUGACCUGGUGGAUUUGCUCAAAAGUAUUUUCAACAUAUUCUGAGAUCAGUGUAGCAUAUCAUGCACAAGAAUUUUUUUUCAGAACUCUUUUUAAGUUUUUAGGAACAGAAUGUCACCCUUUCAGCUGGAAACACUCUACAUGUGAUAUUAAGCACCUCGAUUCACCAGGAAAGUCUAAAGUAGCUAAAAAUGAUCCAUCAAAUCUUCAAGGUAUCCAGGGAUCCACAUCCUCAAAAUUAGAUAUGAAUCCCAGUUCCACAGCUCUUGUCUGUUUUUCACCCACCCAGACCUGCAGCUGGUGUCUCUGGGCAUCUUCCUUAAAUGCUAUUAAUGUUUUGCCCACAUCUACUCUUCUGCUACUGUCACCUGACAACUGUGCUGAAGUUGUUCUCAAUGACUGUCAAGAGUGAAAUAGAAGAUUCUUGAGUCAGCAUGACAGCACUUUGAAGUAGCGUCCUUUAGGAAAAAGGCACAUAAUUGUUUUUGCAGCUUUACUUUGUUUAAUAAAGAUAUUCUUAAUACUUUAAAAAAAGAAAGAUUGUU